Brienomyrus brachyistius is the source of this 1423-nucleotide messenger RNA. RefSeq names its product zona pellucida glycoprotein 3c (gene zp3c). The transcript has 8 exons. The coding region runs from base 176 to 1312 and encodes 378 amino acids. Gene Ontology annotation, cellular component: extracellular matrix. The record is from RefSeq and is a predicted model, not a curated record. Lineage: Eukaryota; Metazoa; Chordata; Actinopteri; Osteoglossiformes; Mormyridae. Gene Ontology annotation, molecular function: acrosin binding. Gene Ontology annotation, biological process: binding of sperm to zona pellucida; egg coat formation; positive regulation of acrosome reaction.
GCAGCAGAGUCUUGGGCGUGCGGGUGGGCAGCAGAGUCUUGGGCGUGCGGGUGGGCAGCAGAGUCUUGGGCGUGCGGGUGGGCAGCAGAGUCUUGGGCGUGCGGGUGGGCAGCAGAGUCUUGCGUGUGCGGGAGACCAGCAGAAUUUUCCACGUGAGAGAACCCCAGACAGAUGGAUGCCCCUGAAUCUUCCUGUCUCCAUGCCAGCUGUAGGGUCAAUGGUGUUGCCAAUGGAUGUUUUCAAGCCGGCACAAGGUAGCAGGCUGUUGCCAGACAUGGUGAAGAAUAUCUUGCGUCCCCCACUGCUGCCACCGCCAACCACUCAAAAAAUGGUGGAAGUCCAGUGCCGAGCUGGUAGAAUAGUUGUCCGGGUCCUAAGAGAGCUGUUAGGUUUGCCCAACGCACAGCAGGACCUCUCUCUUGGGACAUGCCAGGUCAACAAGGUCACUCCUUUGCACUUCUACUUUGAUUAUAAUCUUAGGAGUUGCAACACAAUGAGAAAGUCCUUUAAGGACCGCACAGAAUACUCAAAUACCCUCUGUUAUGCUCCUGAGUUCUCUGGACCAGUUGUGAGAGCUAUGCCGUUCAAAAUUCCCCUUCAGUGUGUAUACUACAGGUUUUUCAACUCUUAUAAGGCUGGUUACCGCCCCUGUCCUAAAGGAACCACUCAGUUCAAGUCCCUUAAUUUGCCAUCUGGCAUCACGCUCACAGCCUUAAAUGGUAACUGGAAGAAGAAUGCCGUCUACCUGAUUGGCCAACUGAUGAACUUUGAGGUUAACGUUCCCCAGAAGACCAGGAAUGAGCGAGCCUACGUCAAUAAGUGUUACGUUACCAAGUCCGCCGACCCUACGUCAACGCCACGGUUUGCGGUAAUUAACAACUAUGGAUGCAUGCUGGAUAGCCUGACGAACCCUCAAUCUAAAUUUGUCCCUGAUGCAAAGCGAAAUAAAAUCAGGUUCAAAAUCGGAGCAUUUGUUUUUCCGGGGAUGAGAACCCCAGCGACACAGGAACUCUUCAUGCACUGUGAAAUUGUCAUUGGAGGACCAAUUGCAACUCCUAGUGCAAAGGCUUGUACCUUUGAUGGUCAAAGGUGGAAGGAGCUGUUUGGUGCAGAUGAUGCCUGUUCCUGCUGUUCCUACAAAUGUCCAGCAGGCCUGCAAUCUAACGCUGUGAAGAUCAUUAGCAGUGAGCCUUUGUCUGUAACUAAAGACGGACAGGGUUCACUUGAAGUUGGAACUUUCCGUGGCGUUAAAGAUCAACCCGUUUCUCCAACUCAAAAGAUGUUUGAAGAUAUCUGGAACUUCAGCGACUGAGGUACCUGGAACAAGUCAUGACAUCAACGCGUCUAUGGAAUGUAUGGACCAUGACUUAAAUGGAAAUUUAAUAAAUUUUAAAAUGCCUUGGGGUUUCCCCCUAAUGUUUAA